This is a messenger RNA of Malus domestica (apple), 1345 nucleotides long. RefSeq names its product DAR GTPase 2, mitochondrial. Gene Ontology annotation, biological process: mitochondrial translation. Gene Ontology annotation, cellular component: mitochondrion. The record is from RefSeq and is a predicted model, not a curated record. Gene Ontology annotation, molecular function: GTP binding; GTPase activity. Lineage: Eukaryota; Viridiplantae; Streptophyta; Magnoliopsida; Rosales; Rosaceae.
GAAAGAUUUUUACUACGUAAGAGCGAGGGUCGAAACGAACAUAUAAGGGUCGGUGUCCGUUGCCUACAUCUAAAACUCGGAAAAAUAACGGUAUUUGAAACUCGAAGCGGAAUGGCAACGGCUACUUUGGCAAGGCAAAUAGGCAGAGCUAUUACAAACAGCACAAGCGCGGGAAACGGAUGGUUCAACCCUCACAUGGCUGCUGCUUCCCGCGCCAUUGCCGAACGGAUCCCAUUGGUCGAUCUCGUUCUCGAAGUCAGAGACUCAAGGAUUCCAUUUUCGUCAGAGUUUGACCUACUAAGGAACUAUACACCACUCUCAAAGAGAAUAAUACUGUUCAACAAGAUGGACCUUGCAAACCGUUCUCAACUGAAGGACUGGAUGAAGUACCUUAAACAAAAUAAUCGUGUUUCAUAUGGAGUCAAUGCCCAUAAUAACGAGAGCAUUCAGCAGUUGUUGAACUUUUUGCAAGCUCAAGUAAGAAAAUUGAAGAAAGCUGAUCACUGUAAUACCACAACAAUAUUGCUAGUUGGAAUUCCUAAUGUUGGAAAGUCAGCCCUUGCCAACUCUUUGCAUCGGAUUGGGAGGAUUAGCGCAGCAGAGAAGGGAAAGUUGAAGUGUGCUACAGUGAGUUCACAUCCUGGUGAGACAAAAAAUAUAAGCAGCUUGAAGAUUGCAAGCCACCCCAAUAUUUACGUGUUGGACACCCCAGGCGUUUUGCCUCCACAUAUUUCGGAUGAUGAUGUAUGCACCAAGCUAGCCUUGACAGGAACGAUUCGAGAUUCUUUUGCUGGGGAAAAAGAACUGGCUCAGUAUUUUCUGGCUAUCUUGAACAGGAGUGACGAAUACAAGAAAUGGGCAAAGUUCUCCAACAGCGAGAAUGAGGGAUCACUUGCAAAUAAGUAUAUAGAAUCCUCAACUAGCUCUGAAAUCGGCAUGAAACGGAAAAAUGAAUACCCCACAGAUCACACGCAGGAUUUCAUAGUGCAUGAGGUUCGUAAGACACUCUUUGAGAUGAUAUCAUCUUUCGACGGUGAUGUGGAAGACGAAAGGCUUAUUAAGGAAGAAAUCAAGGCUAUGGGAGGAGCUUUUCACGUUCCUUUGGAAUCCGAAGAAGAUGCUGAAAAUAAAGUCGCAGCUAAGUUGCUGAAUCUUUUUCGUACCGGGAGGCUCGGACAUUAUAUUUUAGACUGUAUCCCAAGAAAACUCCAGUCCUGUGCAAUUUCUGUGUAAAUAUUUAUUUUCAUGCUAAAAUAGGAUGGUACGUACUAAUCAUUACGAUGAAGUAAUUGACAAGUUUAUCAAAGAUUUGUUUUUUUAAUUUCAAUUGAGAAUGAUUAGACGA